CUUUGGGUAUUGGAAUUGGGCAAAGAAGCAAACAGGGUGGCAAAGAGACUUUUUGCUGUGCAUCCUUUGUGGUUUUUCAUUCUUGAACAAUGUAAAUUUUUUUAAAAACUUAAAGUAAUGAAUAUUAAAAUCACAAAAAUAAUCAGUAAUUAGUAGUUGUCUUUAGUCUGUGUUGAAGGAUUACUUUGUUAUAAUUUGUCCAUAUUUAUGAGGAAUGAUUGGUGUUUUUGAAGUGUUCCAGGUGUCUGCUAUCGUAAUGAAGCAGCAAGAAAAACUUACCCAACAGGACAGAGCACUGCUGACCCUCACGCAGUGGCAGAGAAACCACAGCCUCCAGAUGAAAUAUUGCCAAACCUUCAUUGAAAACUCUUUCUCAAAUGGCUAUAACUGCAGCCCUUGUCCAGACAAUUGGAUACAGAAUGGAGAAAGUUGUUACUGUGUCUUUGAAAACUGGAAAAUUUGGCACAGCAGUAAAGAGGAUUGUUUGAAAGAAGGCGCUAAUCUUCUACAAAUAGACAGCAAAGAAGAAAUGGACUUUAUCGCCGGCAGCCUGGGGAAGAUCCAAAGUGGCCGUGGUUACUGGGUGGGGCUGUCCCAGGACGGACUCAGUCAGCCGUGGCUUUGGCAAGACGGCUCCGCCCCUUCCCCUGACCUGUCGCCUUUACAGACACCCCAGUCGACUAACCAGCUACUGUGUGGGUAUCUCAAGGACAAGUUCCUCUCUCCUGCUAACUGCAGCGUUUGGAAGUAUUUUAUUUGUGAGAAGUAUGCGUUAAGAUCCUCUGUCUGAAAGAAAUUGUGCUCGAAGGGAUCUCUUACAAAGCAUUUGGAACAGGUCACUGGAAAACCCCUACUCCGAAAGGACACAGAGCAAGUGUAGAAUUAAACCAGUGCUUGAGCGAUGAAGCCGCCUACCUGGGACUCAAGACUUACUGUUGCUUUUAUACAAGGUAACGUUCGUCAAUACCUUCCAGACACUCAUUUGACAUUGUUCAGUUUGCUAAGAAUAAAACUAAUUUAGAGCUACAGAGGACAAAACCCUACAGGUUUUUGAACAAACUGAAGAAAAAUAAUUUCCAUUCUUUUUUUUCCUCUUCCUUUUUUUUAGUCUACAGAGACAAUGAAAUCCAUACAGAAAUCUGUAAAUAAUUGCCAAGGUGAUGUAGUUCUAGCUGACUGAUUCUCAAAAAAUAAAUACAUAAAUGUGGCCUUUUAAACGGGCUGUCUUGCCAUAUAACUCUGUGCAUGUUUUAGGCUUGUAGGCAUUAUAUUAUUGGGCUUGAAAGGUGGGAGGUUGGAGAUACAGGUUUUCAAACUGGAAGGAAGACAGGCUGCCGUCUGUUUCCUGUAAGAUAAACACCCUUUUCAUGGCUGUAGGAUUCUCACGGAAGGUGAACCACUAGCACUUCAGGUAAGCGGAAGGAACAGUCAGGCUGGCAGCACCAGGGUGUCUCCGUCAAGGACAGCUGCCCGUCCCACCGCUCACCAGUCAAAGGGCUCACGGCCUGGACUCAAAGUUAACACUGCAGAACCUUUAAAUGCAUCUCUCUGGGCCUCAAUUUCUUCACUGUAAAAUAAUAACAGACUUAUUUCAAAAUACUGUUUGAGGAUUAAAUCAUUAAUAUACAUAUCAUCAACCUUAUUUGUGUGUUCCAGGUAAAAAAUGACCCCUUCUCAUGUUAUGAGAAUAUUGCAAAGAUAAGUUUUAUAUGUAAAAUGUCAAGCUUUCUAGAGAGAGUAUAUGUUUUAAAGUUAAUGAAUCUUCUCAAAUAAAUAUAUAGACAAUCCGUGUCCUAAGUUUGCAGGCUCUUUGAACAUGAAUUAGCUUGUUCCCAUGAGACAGUUGAUAGGAAAGUAUCUUGUGAUCUAGAGAAAGACAAUUUCCUUCCUAAUUAUUAUUAUUGUGAUAUUACUUUUCUACCACUUAUUAUCCCCUAUUAUCCCCAGAACAUCUUACUACAAAGUAGAUUCUCAUCAAAUACUUGCUAAAGUCAAUAUAAUUUCAUUUAACUUUUCAUUUUUCAAAAGGAGUAGCUGAGCUACGUUAGAUUCUCAUCUUUCUGUCUUUAUAACAAAAAGCCCACUUCAAUCAAUGAGGUAAAAUAAACCCUAGGUCACCGAGGCAGUGUCAGUCAUUUAAAUGAACCCAGCAGUCUAUUGUAACAGGUCACCUCUGAA
This is a messenger RNA of Manis javanica (Malayan pangolin), 2178 nucleotides long. Lineage: Eukaryota; Metazoa; Chordata; Mammalia; Pholidota; Manidae. The record is from RefSeq and is a predicted model, not a curated record.